Molecule: messenger RNA, 2122 nt
Organism: Neltuma alba
Lineage: Eukaryota; Viridiplantae; Streptophyta; Magnoliopsida; Fabales; Fabaceae
Product: plant intracellular Ras-group-related LRR protein 9
Exons: 3
Coding region: 230-1813 (527 amino acids)
Cellular component (GO): cytoplasm
Molecular function (GO): protein binding
Source: RefSeq, a predicted model, not a curated record
CUCUCUCGCCGAGAUACCGCCUUGCCGGUCAGUGGUCACAGUCACAGCCCAACCGGGACAUAGACCCUUCAUAGGGUCGGACGCGAGGCAUCAAAACAGAAGGAUUUUAUCCGCCAGGCAGCUUUCGCGUACUAAUCAAGCUUCCCUGCAGCACCAGCCAUCAGGCGCCAUACUUCACAAUCUCAAACCCCUCUCUAGCUGGCCUCUCUGGAAUUAUCUCUUCAGCGCCAUGGAUCCGAACCCCGGAGCCUUCCCUCUUCUCUCCUACGUCAUGAGUCGUCUCCCUUCUCUGGGCUCUACUUCCGGACCUUCCACCGCCGCUGAAUUCGAUAUCGAACAGCCUCACCCUCCGCCGCCGCCGCCACCCCAUCUUCAUUCAUCUUCUUCGCCUGAACCCGAAAUUGUGGGCAAAAUGCCUCACCUUACUGAUCCCAAACUCUUAGCUGCCAUGACCCGCGCAGUCUCCGAAGUCGCCCAGACCCGAUCAGUACUCAAGCUCAUUGGGGAGCGGCCCGACCACGAAGCUGUCGAUCGUGCAAAGGCCAAGCUUGCGGAUAUUGAAGCCCUUUUGUCCAAGCAACUGGAGGAGAUUGUGCUGUCCCCAAGGCCCGAGAAUGUUGACAUCCUUCAGUGGCGGGCUCAUCAAGCUGAAAAGGAGAAAGAGUGCAGGGAAUUAGCGGAGAAAGCAAAGCGGCCGUAUAAAUCACUGAUACAGUUGGACGAGAUGCACGAUGCUUAUGAGAAACUGCUUGGGGAUGCUGAGAAGAGGCUGGUGGAAAUCUACGAGUCUGAUGGGCAAGUAGCUGCUGAUAAUGCCGAGGGCGAGAAAGACGAGCAUGUUGGGCAGGAGGUUCACGAAGAGGUUGUCGGGAUACUACGAGAGGCUUAUGGAAAGGGGAUGGAGAGAUUGGAUCUUUCAGGGCGGAGGUUAAGGUUGUUGCCUGAGGCCUUUGGGCGAAUUCCUGGGUUGGUUGCGCUUGAUCUUUCGAACAAUCAGCUCGAGGCUAUCCCUGAUUCUAUUGCUGGGUUGCAAAGUCUUGAGGAGCUUAACGUCUCUUCAAAUCUUUUGGAGUCUCUUCCAGAUUCCAUUGGCUUGCUACAAAAGUUGAAAUUUCUAAAUGUCUCCGGGAACAAACUAAAGGCCCUCCCUGAUUCCAUCUGUCACUGCAGGUCAUUGGUGGAGCUGGAUGUAAGUUUCAAUAGUCUGACAUAUUUGCCAACAAACAUCGGAUAUGAACUGGUGAACUUGCAGAAGCUGUUGAUUCAAUUGAACAAGAUUCGGUCUCUUCCGUCAUCUGUUUGUGAAAUGAGGGCCUUGCGCCUUCUAGAUGCUCAUUUUAAUGAGCUUCAUGGGCUUCCUAUUGCAAUAGGGAAACUGACUAAUCUUGAAGUUCUCAACCUGAGCAGUAAUUUCAGUGACCUUAGGGAACUUCCUGAUACAUUUGGUGAUCUGACUAACCUCAGGGAGUUGGACCUCAGCAACAAUCAGAUUCAUGCACUCCCUGACACAUUUGGCCGCCUCGACAAUUUGGUCAAGCUCAACUUGGAGCAGAACCCCCUGGAAUUGCCACCAAAGGAAAUUGUAGAUGAAGGGGUUGAAGCCAUAAAAACUUUUAUGGCUAAGAGAUGGGUUGAUAUAUUGCUUGAGGAAGAAAGAAAAAGCCAUGAAAUGCAAGAACAGGCAGAGGCUGGCUGGUUAACACGAAGCACCUCCUGGUUGAAGAAUUAUGUAUCUAGUGUUUCUGGAAGUGUCACCGGGUAUCUGGGGUCACCUAGGACUCAAAGAGAUCCUUGUCUUGAUCAGCAGCUUUAAGGGGAGGGUGCAGUAGCUUAUAGUCUGGAUUCGGAUGCUCUCAUUUAUGUGCAUAUCACUUAAAUACCACCUGCUGGCAGGCAUCAAUGCCCUGUACCUCCUUUGGUUGCUCCAAAUCCACUCUGCCUUGCUGAAAGCAGAUGAUAACAGACAUUCUCGUGUUUUGCUUAGAUUGUUUGAUUGUCAAAGUUUAGCUGUAAUCUUUUAGCCAAAGAAAGUUUAACUAUAAUUUCCCGAUGGAGUAGCUACAGUUUCCAAUGUACAUUAUUUACGAAUCACCCAGUUUUAAUUUCUCCGUGAGCAUUUUCU